Cervus elaphus (red deer) is the source of this 993-nucleotide messenger RNA. RefSeq names its product keratin-associated protein 10-8-like. Bases 60 to 665 code for a protein of 201 amino acids. The record is from RefSeq and is a predicted model, not a curated record. The transcript has a single exon. Gene Ontology annotation, cellular component: keratin filament. NCBI's taxonomy places the organism in Eukaryota, Metazoa, Chordata, Mammalia, Artiodactyla, Cervidae.
ACACACAGCUCACAUACUCACACACACUCAAACCGUCGUCCAGCCCCACCGCCUCCACCAUGGCCGCCUCCACCCUGUCUGUCUGCUCCAGCGACCUGAGCUACAACUGUCCAGAGAGCUACUGCGAGCCCCCCUGCUGUGCCCCCAGCUGCUGUGCCCCGGCCCCCCGCCUGACCCUCCUCUGUGCCCCAGUGAGCUGCGAGUCCAGCCCCUGCUGCCAGCCAGCCUGCAGCAGUUCCUGCCUGGCCUUGGGCUGCCAGCAGUCUAGCUGCCAGUCCUCCUGCUGCACCUCCUCCCCCUGCCCGCAGGCCUGCUGUGAGCCCGUCUGCUGCAGGCCCGUAUGCUGCGAGCCCGUCUGCUGCAGGCCCGUCUGCUGCAGGCCCGUCUGCUGCGAGCCCGUCUGCUGCGAGCCUGUCUGCUGCAGGCCCGUGUGCUGCAGGCCCGUGUGCUGUGAGGCCUCCCCCUGCUCAGCCCCCUCCUCCUGCUGCAGACCCUCCUCCUCCGUGUCCCUCCUCUGCCGCCCCGUGUGCCGCCCCGCCUGCUGCAUCCCCGCCUCCUCCUGCCAGCCCAGCUGCUGCCGCCCGGCCUCCUGUGUAUCCCUGCUCUGCCAGCCCACAUGUUCCCGCCCUGCUUGCUGCGUCCCUGCCUCAGAGCCCUGCUGCUAACCUGGCAUGUGACCCCAGGGCCAGCCAGGCUCAGGUUCCAUCUGUGACUCGAUCAUCUGUCCUGACCUGAGCUGGGUGGCUGCCCUCACUCAGGAGAGGAUCCCCGAUGUCUCCACUGUCCUGAACAACUGACCUCUCACUCCUGCCCCAGGAACCCCGACCUCACGGCUUCCAGGGUUUCCUGCCUCCCAGGAGUCGCCUCCAGCUGUCUCUGGGUCACCUGCCCCGCUACCCCUCCAGGUCCUCUGUAUGGAACACUAGGCCUCGACUUCCAACCUGUCAGCGCCCCCUCAGGCACCUGGAUAAAUAAAUUCACUUCAUCACCUGA